Molecule: messenger RNA, 1272 nt
Organism: Orycteropus afer afer
Lineage: Eukaryota; Metazoa; Chordata; Mammalia; Tubulidentata; Orycteropodidae
Gene: SLC11A2
Product: solute carrier family 11 member 2
Exons: 12
Coding region: 1-1272 (423 amino acids)
Biological process (GO): metal ion transport
Cellular component (GO): plasma membrane
Molecular function (GO): manganese ion transmembrane transporter activity; iron ion transmembrane transporter activity; cadmium ion transmembrane transporter activity
Source: RefSeq, a predicted model, not a curated record
AUGGUAUUGGGUCCUCAGCAGAACAUGCCAAAUGGCGAUACUUCUGGAGACCAUGGAGAUGCUGCCAGUCUUGGUGCCAUCAACCCUGCCUACAGUAACUCCUCUCUUCCACAGGCCACUGGGCGCUCAGACGAGCCCUUCACCACCUACUUUGAUGAGAAGAUCCCCAUUCCCGAAGAGGAGGUCCCACGGAUUAUACUAUGGCUGAUGGUGGAGUUGGCUAUCAUCAGCUCAGAUAUGCAAGAAGUCAUUGGCUCAGCCAUUGCCAUCAAUCUCCUGUCUGUGGGAAGGGUUCCUCUGUGGGGUGGCGUUCUCAUCACCAUUGCAGAUACUUUUGUAUUUCUCUUUCUGGACAAAUAUGGAUUGCGGAAGCUGGAAGCACUUUUUGGCUUUCUCAUUGCUGUUAUGUCCCUCACGUUUGGAUAUCAGUAUGUUACAGUGAAACCCAGCCAGAGCCAGGUACUCAAGGGCAUGUUCGUGCCAUCCUGUUCAGGCUGUAGCAUCCCACAGAUCGAGCAGGCUGUGGGCAUCGUGGGAGCUAUCAUCAUGCCACACAGCAUGUACCUGCAUUCUGCCUUAGUGAAGUCCAGACAGGUAAACCGGGCCAAUAAGCAAGAAGUUCGAGAAGCCAAUAAGUACUUUUUCAUUGAAUCCUGCAUUGCUCUCUUUGUUUCCUUCAUCAUCAAUGUCUUUGUCGUCUCAGUCUUCGCUGAAGCAUUCUUUGGGAAAACCAAGUACAUCUGGGCAGUGGGGAUCCUGGCUGCAGGACAGAGCUCUACAAUGACAGGAACCUAUUCUGGACAGUUUGUCAUGGAGGGAUUCCUGAACCUAAAAUGGUCACGCUUUGCCCGUGUGAUUCUUACCCGCUCUAUUGCCAUCAUCCCCACUCUGUUUGUCGCUGUCUUCCAAGACAUAGAGCAUCUGACGGGGAUGAAUGACUUCCUGAAUGUGCUGCAGAGUUUACAGCUUCCCUUUGCUCUUAUACCUGUCCUCACAUUUACAAGUUUGCGGCCAGUAAUGAGUGAAUUUGCCAACGGAAUAGGCUGGAAGAUUGCCGGUGGGAUCUUGGUUCUUACCAUCUGUUCCAUCAACAUGUACUUUGUGGUGGUUUAUGUCGAAGGACUAGGGCACAUGGCAUUGUACGUGGUGGCUGCUGUGGUCAGCAUAGCUUAUCUGAGCUUUGUGUUCUACUUGUACCCUCUGGGACUGACAGCUCAGCCUGAACUCUACCUUCUGAACACCGUGGAUACUGACUCACUUGUAUCUAGGUGA